AUGCCGGGGAUUCAGCCAGUCCUUCUUGAACUCUCCAGAUCCCAGCCUUCAUUGCUAUCCUGCCAACCCCAAAUCCCCAGUUCCGCCGAGGUUCCCACGCCCAAUCUGGUCGCCCACAGGAUCACCUACGGGAUGGACCACCGGUUCGCCGUCCCUGUGCCGGAGUCGUCGGAGCAGCAGUGCGAGGACCACGGCCUCCUGAUCGCGGAGGACGGCGCCGUGUUCCUCGUGGCCGUGGGGGGCGCCGGCGGCGUCCGCCGCGUCACUGUGGUGUGCGUUAGGGGUAACGUUGGCACCGGGCCUGUGUACAGCUCCUCCGUCGAGGUGGCUGGCCCAGACGAGGCGCGCCGGCUGAAGCUUGAGAAGAAGGUGGCGGCGAGCUGCUCGGCCCCCGUCGAGUUCGAUGUGUUGGCGCAGCCGGAGUGCGACACGGUCCCCGUGUAUCCGGAGAUGCUGCACGGGGAGGAGCUCCAUCUGUGCAUCCGUAUCGGCAAGACGAAGAUCAUCUGUUCCUGA
Messenger RNA from Triticum turgidum subsp. durum (durum wheat), 516 nucleotides. The record is from the annotation of a GenBank genome assembly. Lineage: Eukaryota; Viridiplantae; Streptophyta; Magnoliopsida; Poales; Poaceae.